This is a messenger RNA of Closterium sp. Naga37s-1, 5202 nucleotides long. NCBI's taxonomy places the organism in Eukaryota, Viridiplantae, Streptophyta, Zygnematophyceae, Desmidiales, Closteriaceae. The record is from the annotation of a GenBank genome assembly.
AUGUACGCGCCGAUUAAGGUGUACGUUAUCUGGUACGGCAAGUUCACGGCGACGCAGAAGAAGCUAGUGCGCGCAUUCACGCGCUCGCUCAACCCCAGCUCGGAUACCUCUAUAACGGUACCCCUAUGGUGGAACAUUAACCAGCUGUACUACGACCGUAACGGGCGUUUCAUCUCCAGCUCCGUUACAUUUGCAGAUGAAACGUCCGACACCGGGUAUUCCCGAGGCUCGAGCCUCAGCGACAGCGAGAUCGACUCGCUCGUCUCGUCCGCCAUAAGCAGCCAAAAGCUGCCGUACGAUCCAAACGGCGUGUACUUCGUUCUCUCGGAUGAAACGGUCAGCCAGUCCUCUCAAGGUUCCUCCUUCUGCACGCACUACUGCGGCUGGCACACCUACACAGACGUCCCGGGCAAGGGCCGCGUGGUCAGCGGCUGGGUGGGCAACGCCAAGACCCAGUGCCCUAGGAGCUGCAUCGCAGGCCUCAUCUCAUCCUCCUCCUCCUCGCCCAACCGCGACAAGGGCAUGGAUGGGCUCCUGUCUGUGUAUGCACAUGAGGUGGCAGAGGCGACGAGCAGCCCGUAUCUACAGACGUGGAUGGACGACAAAGGGGAUGAGAACGCCGAUAAAUGCGGAUGGAAGUUUGGCACCGUAAACCAUGACUCCUCGAACGCUCCGUACAACCUAGUAGCUUACCGCCAUUCCCGUCGCCGAAUCAUCACCGCGAGCGUCCGUUACGAGCAAUCCCCCCAUCAGAUACACCUUCACCAGAAGAACCGGGCUCUUACUGGCAGCGAGGAGCAAAAAGACAUCGUGCGGUUGUUUGUCGCUUCCCUCACUGCAGACGCCUCCAGUCCUGACGCUACAGUGCCAGCAUGGUGGGCCAUCAACACGCUCUACUUCGACCAGCAGGGCCGAAACAUCUCCUCCAAUGUGACUGUAAAGGGCGAGACUCACGACACCAAAUACACGCGAGGCACCAUGCUGCUGAGAUCUGACGUGGAGAGGCUCGUCCAAUCAGCCGUCAAGAGCGGGUCGCUGCCGUACGACUCGGACGGCGUGUAUUUCGUCCUUUCUGAUGAGGACGUUUCGCAGAUGGACGAUCCGAGCGGGACGGGGGGUACGCAGUAUGCUCUGGCGUUCUGCUCACACUACUGCGGAUGGCAUUCAUUCACUCAAGGGGCGGAUGGGCAAUCACUGAUAAUCUCAUUCGUUGGAAAUGCAGUCAACCAGCCCGGGGUGGUGGCCCCAAUCCACUGCAUCUCAUUGUAUCUCGAAACCACCCCCCUCCUCCUCCCCCCACUUAAACCAUUCCCCAUCCCCUCGCAGUGCCCGGAGGGCUGCAUCCCUCCGUACCUGAACCAGCCCGGGGCGGUGGCACCGAACGGGGACGCGGGGAUGGACGGGAUGGUGUCGGUGUUGGCGCAUGAACUCGCAGAGGCCACCAGCAGCCCCUUCCUCGCCACGUGGUUCGACGACCAGGGCGAGGAGAACGCCGACAUCUGCGCCUCAAAAAUCUCGUACACGCCCAUCCGCGGCUCUCGCAUCAGCAGGCGCGGUCUCACGGAAAUCGCGUCUUCAGGAGGAAUCAGAAGCGGCAGCGCGAGCAUGCGACAAACGAAGCUUCCGCAUGGAGUCAGAGCUCUGAUCGAUAACAGCGCCCAAGUAGGCGCAUCUGCGUCGAAUCCCCCGCCCAAGAACAUCGGCUACCACUGGGACGAUCCCAGUGCCGCCUACAUGUGCUCCGCGAACGCCAAGUACUGCGGAGUCAUGCACGAGCCCAUCGCAGUGUACCUCGUGUGGUACGGCGUGUUCACGGAAGCGCAGAAGCAGAUUAUGCGCACGUUUAUCGAGUCGCUCAAUACUGGAAACAGCAACGACACAUCUCUGACCGUUACCAAGUGGUGGAACAUCAACGGGCUCUACUACGACGCUCAAGGCAACUACAUUUCCGGAUCCGUCACUCUCAAGGGCGAGAUCGACGACACACUCUACUCCAAAGGAACCACUCUGUACAACUCUGGCGUCGCCGACCUCAUUUCUUCCGCAGUGAACGACGGGAAACUUCCCAAUGACAGCAACGGAGUGUACUUCGUCCUCGGGGAUUCCAAAGUGGCUCAAGAGGACGACUCAAGCUACUCUCAGUCAGGAUUUUGCAGCAGCUACUGCGGAUGGCACGCGUACACCCACGACAACCUCGAGCUCGUGAUUUCUUUUGUUGGUAACGCAGUAACCAGGUGCCCGGAGGGAUGCAUCCCGCCGUACCUGAACCAGCCGGGGGCGGUGGCACCGAACGGCGACGCGGGGAUGGACGGGAUGGUGUCGGUGGUGGCGCAUGAACUCGCAGAGGCCACCAGCAGCCCCUUCCUCGCCACGUGGUUCAACGACCAGGGCGAGGAGAACGCCGACAUCUGCGCAGGAGACUACGGGGAUGUGACCCGUGAUGCGACCACGGGAGCGUAUUUCAACCUAGAGGGCAUAGCUGGUUCAAGCAUGAGUCGUAGUCAUAGCUGUCCUCCUACUUCCCACCCCUCUCCCCCUCCUCCCCUCCCCUCUCCCCCACCCUCUUUCUUCCCCCCAUAUGACUAUCCUGUUCUCCCCCUCCCCCGCGACCCUGCUGUGAGCCAGAUGAUCGCCUCAGCGCUCCGCGCACCUUCCUCCUCCGCCUCGAUCUUUCCGCCGCGCCACUCCCCCGCCUUCCACAACAUCGACCCGCAUUGGGAUGAUCCCGAGGUUUCCAGCGUGUGCAACCCCGUUACAAAGUACUGCGGGGUUAUGUACAAGCCCAUCUCAGUGUACCUUAUAUGGUACGGCAAGUUCACAGACGCGCAAAAGCAGAUCAUCCGCACGUUUAUCGAGUCAUUCAAUAACAGCAAUGACACCGACGCUACAGUCACCAACUGGUGGAACGUCAAUCGCCUAUACUACGACGCGAUGGGCAACCAUAUCUCUGCAUAUGUGACUCUAAAGGGGGAGAUCGACGACGCAGAUUACUCCAAGGGCCGCACUCUGCUCAGCACCGACGUGGCGAAACUUCUCUCGUCCGCGGUUACCAGCAAGCAGUUCGCGAACGACCCGAACGGCGUGUAUUUCGUCAUGGGAGACCAAACGGUGGCGCAAGAAGAUGAUACUGCUCCGGAGAAAUCCGCGUUCUGCAGGAACUACUGCGGGUGGCACUUCUACACGCGCGAUGCUCUGGAACUCCCCAUCGCAUUCGUUGGCAAUGCCGCCACCAGGUGUCCCAAGCGCUGCAUCCCUCCUCGUCUCAACCGCUGCGGAGCAGUGUCCCCGAACGGGGACGCGGGGAUGGACGGGAUGGUGUCGGUGUUGGCGCAUGAACUCGCAGAGGCCACCAGCAGCCCCUUCCUCGCCACGUGGUUCGACGACCACGGCGAGGAGAACGCCGACAUCUGCUCACACGAAUACGGGGAUGUGAAGAAGGAUGCGGUUACCGGCGCGGUGUAUAAUCUUGUUGGCGUGCGCGGGUCGAGCCCCGAGCGGGCGCGCGGAGCGCAGGGGCGGUGGGUCUCCGAGCGGAUCGAAACCGUCGGAUCGGAUCCCCCGGCCGCCACAAACGGCGCCUUUCGCGGCGGCCCGAGCGGCGACAGAGGCGGAGGCGUAGGAAGGGGAGGGGGCGGUUGGAGGGACCAAGACCGUUGGCGCGGCGGAGAGGGGUACUUAGACGGGGGGAGGUAUGGCGGCGGGUUUAGCAGCAGCCGCGGGUAUAACAGCGCGGAGGGGAGGGGGAGGGGAAGGGGGAGGGGGGGAAGGGUGGGCUGGGGGGACCGGUACCAAGGGCAGGGGGGCUUCGAGGAAGGUGCGGAGGGUAUGGACGUGGAUGGUGGGUUAGAUGCCGGUGGUGGUGCUGCUGCUGGUGUUGCUGGUGGUGGUGGUGGAGGGUUAGAUGCUGGUAGUGGUGGUGGUGGUGGUGGUGGUGGUGGUGGUGGUGGUGGUGGUGGUGGUGGUGGUGGUGGUGGUGGUGGUGGUGGUGGUGGUGGUGGUGGUGGUGGUGGUGGUGGUGGUGGUGGUGGUGGUGGUGGUGGUGGUGGUGGUGGUGGUGGUGGUGGUGGUGGUGGUGGUGGUGGUGGUGGUGGUGGUGGUGGUGGUGGUGGUACUGGUGCUGCUGCUGGUGCUGGUGGUGGUGCUGCUGCUGCUGGUGCUGAUGGUGGUGGUGGAGGGUUAGAUGCUGGUAGUGGUGGUGGUGGUGGUGGUGGUGCUAGUGGUGCUGGUGGUGCUGGUGGUGGUGGUGCUGCUGCUGCUGCUGCUGCUGCUGGUGCUGGUGGUGGUGGUGGAGGUGCUGCAAGGGAGAGAUCAGACCGGAAUUUCCUCCCCUCUCCCUCCUCCCCUCUCCCUCCUCCCCUCUCCAGCGUCCCCUCUCCCUCCUCCCCUCUCCCUCCUCCCCUCUCCAGCGUCCCCUCUCCCAACUCCCCUCUCCCUCCUCCCCUCUCCAGCGUCCCCUCUCCCUCCUCCCUCCCUCUCCACCCCACCACCCUCCCCCUUUCUCCUCCUCCAGACUAUUCCAACCUCAACAGCAGCACAUGGAAUUCUAAGCCCGGCGAUUCCUUCUUUGAGUUUGAGGAUGAUGACAAGCGGGGUGGAAAGGACGAUUCAGCUGCUGCUGCUGCUGCUGCUGGUGCUGGUGCUGAUCCUGCUGGUGCUUAUGGUACAGGUGUGGGCAAUGAACGCUACGUGGGUGAUAGACCUGUUUCGGCUGGCCGGCAUCGGGAAAAGGAGAGGGACAAGGGCAGGGACAAGGAGAGGGACGGAGAGAGGGACGGAGAGAGAGACAGAGAGAGGGAGCAGAGGAGGAGCGAUCGAGCCGAAAGAAGCAGGGAGCGUGGGGAGCGGGCACGUGACUGGGUGGAGGAGACGGCAAAGUACCGUGGACACUACUAUUACGGCCGCGACCAGGUUUACCCAGGCACAGCAGACUCCCGUCGCGACCGUGUUCGCACGAAUGUGGAGUCGGGGAGAAGAGGUCAUGCACCUUUGGAUGAUGGGUGGCGGGACGAGGAGCAGCCGGUGAGAGUGAGGAGUUUCAAGAGGGAGGGGGGAGGGGAGGACAGGUGGCAGCAUGACAAGUUUGGUGACGUGGCCAAGAGCCCCACGCCGCCCCCUGCUGCUGUUGGUGUUGGUGCUGUUGGUGGUGCUGCUGAUGCUGCUGGGCCUGAUAUCAGUCGGAUUGAGGCACUGCUUGCAAGCUGA